AUAAAAAUAUAAUAUUCAUGUAAAGAAUCAAUGAGAUUUCACAAAACUCACUUCAAUUCAAUUUUACUGAAGCAACUCAUCUUUCAUUUCUUCUCUCCAUUUCGUUUCCUGGACUCGGUAUCUUGUUGCUUUAAUUUUGUGGAUUACAGAAGCAAAGAUGGCAGAAGUUCUUUUGGGUGCUAUUUUGGAAGAAGCGGUGUCUAAAGCGAAUUCAAUUACCACUAACCAAAUCAGCCGUAUAUGGAAUUUCAAGACGGAGCUGACAAGACUGGGUGACUCACUAGAAAUGAUGGAAGCUUUCUUGCAAGAUGCAGAGGAAAUGCAAACAAAGAAGGACGCAGUGAAGCUUUGAGCUUUGGUUGCAGAGGCUCAAAGAUGUUGCUGAUGAGGCUGCUGAUGUACUUGAUGAGUUUGACUGUGAAAUUCUCCGGAGGAAACUGAAGAUUCGGAACCAAAUUCGAAGGAAGGUACUCGACUUCCUUUCUUCUAACAAUUCCAUUUUAUAUCGUCUCAAGAUGGCUAAAAAAAAUUAAGGACAUCCUUGAAACACUGGAUGGCCUUAACAAAGACACCAGUCAUUUGGUCUUCAGCAGAGAGAUACAGAACAUGUGUCUCCUGUACCUAGAAGAUCAAAUGUCGAGACGUUCUCUGUCAUGGAUCACUCGACCAUUGUUGGAAGGGAAAAUGAUGUCUCAAAGGUGGUUGACCUGUUAGUCAAUCCUAAAGAUAAGCAGGUUGUUUCUGUUGUACCCAUUGUAGGUAUGGCAGGUCUUGGCAAAACUGCAUUGGCAAAGCUGGUGUAUGAUCUGCGUGUGAAAAGGCAUUUUGAUGUCAAAUCCUGGGUCUUUGUAUCUGAUCAUUUUGAUGUCAAAAAGAUUUUAGGGGCGAUGUUUGAACAGCUUACUGGUGAUAGACAUACCUCAAUGCCAGAAAAUAUGGAUGCAAUGAUGAUGAAGCUCAAGGAGAAGAUUGAACAGGCCAAAGGAGAAAAAGAUCAGAUCAAGUAUCUUCUUGUACUUGAUGAUGUGUGGGAUGUUAAGAAAUGGGAGGAUCUAAAGCUCUGUCUGAAAGGAAUCAGUACAAAUGGCGGGAAUGGAGUUAUUGUGACAACACGCAAAGAAGAUGUAGCAAUAACAAUGCAAGCACUUUCGGAUCAAAGGCAUCAACCAGGAAGGCUAGAAGAUGAAGAAUGCUGGUCCGUAAUUAAAUAACUAGCAUUGACACCCUCUCCAAUGUCUCACGAUUGAGAGCCUAUUGGAAAGGAGAUUGCUAAGCAGUGUCGAGGUGUGCCAUUGUUAGGUAAAGUUAUCGGAGGGACAAUGAGCAAAGAGAGGAGUCGCCGCACAUGGUUGGAAAUUAAAAAAAGUGGAGUAUGGGGUUCAGCGGACAGUGUGUUAAAAGUGGAAAGUUUGUUAAAAUUAAGUUUUGAUCGCUUGCCUUCUCCAUCUUUGAAGAAGUGUUUUGCGUACUGUGCCAUGUUUCCUAAAGAUUAUUGCUUUGAAACAGAGGAAUUGAAGCAACUGUGGAUGGCUGAAGGAUUUCUUGGCAGCCCUAUGGCAAUGGUGGAUAUUGGUGACAAAUACUUGAAUGGGUUGUUAUCAAAUUCCUUAUUUCAAGAUGUCGAGAAGGACAAAUUCGGGAAUAUUCUCACAUUCAAGAUGCACGACUCGGUGCAUGAUUUAUCUUUGUCUGUGUCAAAGUUUGAUACUUUGUUUUUUCAAGAGAAUUCCAGUCUCACCUCAAAAGAGUGUUCUCAUAUUCGUCAUCUCAAUGUUGGGUGCGAUGGGGAAUCAUUACCAGAAAUUUUAACAGCGGUUGCUCCGAAAUUAUACUCGUUGUUUUCAGAGAUUGAUGUGUUCAAGAAACUAUCAAAAAGCUUCACAAGAUUAAGAGUCCUAAAGUUUGUUGGCGCUGCUAAUAUUUGUGAGUUGCCAGAUUCCCUUGGAGAAUUAAAGCACUUGAGGUAUUUGGACAUCUCAUGGACUUCUAUUGAAGCACUGCCCAAGUCCACAACCAAACUUUACAAUCUGCAAACAUUGAGGCUCUUGGGUUUACUGAGACUCACCUUUCCGGAUGAAUUGGAAAAGUUGAUAAGCUUGAAGCACUUAUAUUUUAAUAGAAAAGAACUUCAGCCAGUUAAUAUUGGAAACCUAACUUGGCUUCAAACAUUACCCAUAUUUAUUGUGGGAUCAGAAAGGGGAUGUUCGAUUAAGGAGUUAGGAUCCCUAAACGAACUGUGUGGAGAACUGGAGAUACACCAUCUUGAGGGUGUUAGAGACAAACAAGAGGCUAGUGGAGCAAAUCUGCACCGUAAAGAAUAAUUAUGCAAGGUGAUAUUUGAUUUUGAAGGGUGUGAUAGUGGGAGUAGUGGUUAUAACAGUGAGGAAGUGAUGGAAGGUCUCCAACCACACUCAAAUUUGCAAAGCUUAACUGUUUCGGAUUACGGAGGUGAAAGCUUUCCCUCAUGGAUGUUAAGACCUGUUGGUGAUUCUAAUACUGAUCUGUUUUUGCUUAACAAUUUGAUGGAGCUGAAUUUUUUCAAUGGCAUCAACUGUGAAAGUCUUCCACCUCUGGGUCAAUUGCACAAUCUCCAGUAUCUUAAGUUGAGAAAUCUGACUAAAGUGAAACGCAUGGGUAAUGAAUUUUAUUGCAACGAAAGUGUUGGUGGUAUGAAUAAGGUGAUCAAGGUGUUUCCUGCAUUGAAAAAAUUCACCUUAAGUGGGAUGGAAAGUCUAGAAGAAUGGGCAGCAAUGGUGGAAACAAAGAUGAUCAUGUUUCCUUGCUUGGAGCGGCUGAAGAUUUGGGUUUGUCCCUUGUUGAAAAGUGUUCCACUAACGGGACAAUGCUCAUCUCUUGAAAAGUUUCACAUUUCCAGUUGUGAAAAAUUAAGCAAGAUUGGAGCUGGAUUAUCUACCUCCACUUGUCUCAAAGAAUUCCAUCUAGAAGAUUGUCCUAAUUUAAGUUUGAUCCCAAAUUUAGGAUUUUCCCCUCUUUAAUAUCUGUCUGUUCAAAGGUGCAACAAAUUGGAAGUUCUUCCAAUAACUGGAGAAUGUUCAUCUCUUGAAAAGCUUGGCAUUUCCAGUUGUGAAGAAUUAAGCAAGAUUGGAGAUGGAUUAUCUACCUCCACUUGUCUCGAAGAUAGAUUUAUCUGGUUGUCAUCUCUUGAAGAGCUUCGCAUUUUCUGUUGUGAAAAAUUAAGCAAGAUUGGAAACGGAUUAUCUACCUCCACUUGUUUCAAAGAAUUACAUCUAGACUAUUGUCAUGAUUAAGUUCGAUCCCAAAUUUGGAAGGAUUUUCCUCUCUUCAAUAUCUGUCAAGUUAAAUGGUGCAACAAAUUGGAGAGCUUUCCACUAAAAGCACCACUGUCAUCCCUUAAAGAAUUGAUGAUACGUGAUUGCCCUAAUUUUAAUCCCAUUCCAGUUUAGAUGGACCCUCUUCUCUCACAAAAUUAGAAUUUAAGAAUGUAGGCGAAGAAUGGAAUAGUCUGCUACCAAAUAUAUUGCAAUCCAAUGUUUUCCUUUGCAGUCUAACAAUAUUAAAUUUGCCUGAUCUGACAUGGAUUCAAGAUGACAGCCUUGGUAGGCUUAACUGCUUGAGAGAAUUAGCUACCGGUGGUUUCUCAAAAGAGCUGCAAGAAUUCCCAUGGCCCAGUUCCAUUCAAUAUCUCAGUGCCUCCAUUCUAUUUCUAAAACUGAUUGGUUGGGAAAAGCUAAAGAGUCUUCCUCACAAACUUCAGUUCUUCACUGCCCUUGAAGAAUGAAGAUAGAAGGGUUUAAAGGAACAGAAGCCUUUCCAGAGUGGUUGGGAAAUCUCUCUUCUCUAAAGCGUCUAUGUUUGCAUGGUUUUUAUUAGAAAUCAUCUAUAUUUAUGGAAAGUCAAAGAUAUGGGUAUCAAAUAAAGUCAAAGAUAUGGGUAUCAAAUAUCGAAAAGUCAAAGAUAUGGGUAUCGAGAUAUUAGCAUAAGAAAUCUGAGAUAUUUGUAAUAUUUGGUCCCUAAUUGUAAAGUGACUUUGCAAGUUGAUCCCUGAACCUCAACUAUAAAUAGGCAUAACCAUCUCUCAUUUUGUAUCUCAUAUUUGCCAUUCUCUACUUAAGGCAUUGUUAUCUCUCUCUCUUUGUAAAUUCUCACUUGUAUUUUGGAGUGGAAUAUAUUUGGUAGUGCCCGCGGA
Molecule: messenger RNA, 4168 nt
Organism: Gossypium raimondii (Peruvian cotton)
Lineage: Eukaryota; Viridiplantae; Streptophyta; Magnoliopsida; Malvales; Malvaceae
Product: putative disease resistance protein RGA3
Exons: 2
Coding region: 654-1211 (185 amino acids)
Biological process (GO): defense response to other organism
Molecular function (GO): ADP binding
Source: RefSeq, a predicted model, not a curated record